AUGGAUCAACUCAAAGGUGCGCUGAACAGCUUCACUGGAGGCAACCGAGAACAAGAUGCACAGCAGGGUGGCCAGCAGGGUGGUCAACAAGGAUUCCAACAGGGUGGUCAACAGGGAGGUCAACAAGGAUUCCAACAGGGUGGUCAACAGGGAAGCUCCAGUGCAGGUGGCUUUCUUGGAGGCUUCGGUGACAAACUCAACUCGGUGGCCGGUGGCGGCAAAGAGAGUGAGAAGAAUGAAGACUAUCUCGACAAGGGUGUCGAUUUUGUCCAGGAGAAGUUUCUAGGACAAGGUCCCCAAGACAAUGAGAGCGCCAUUGAGCAAGCCAAGGACGAACAGAUCAGUGAUUUCAUUCGCAACCAAUACAAGAGUGCCACCGGCAAAGACUUUCCGAUCAAGGACAAAGAAACCAACUUCUAG
This is a messenger RNA of Capronia epimyces CBS 606.96, 420 nucleotides long. RefSeq lists its product as uncharacterized. The record is from RefSeq and is a predicted model, not a curated record. Lineage: Eukaryota; Fungi; Ascomycota; Eurotiomycetes; Chaetothyriales; Herpotrichiellaceae. The coding region runs from base 1 to 420 and encodes 139 amino acids. The transcript has 3 exons.